This is a messenger RNA of Leptopilina heterotoma, 3891 nucleotides long. RefSeq lists its product as uncharacterized. Bases 190 to 3411 code for a protein of 1073 amino acids. Gene Ontology annotation, cellular component: nucleus. The record is from RefSeq and is a predicted model, not a curated record. NCBI's taxonomy places the organism in Eukaryota, Metazoa, Arthropoda, Insecta, Hymenoptera, Figitidae. The transcript has 10 exons.
CUAACUUAUCGAUCGAAAAAUUACCGUUUAAAUAACUUUAAAAUGUACUUUUAAACGCUACAAGUGUAAACAAUAAUUUUAUCCUAAAAAUUGUACAUUAUUCUGUCUGAAAGGUGACGAUAUACAAUGCGAAAGGAGGAAUUUUAAUUUUAGAAUUUAGUGACAAGUUUUGUUAAUUUUACAACAAGCAUGCAGUCUUUUGUGACUAAUCGGAGAACAAAUAGUACGAAAAAGUACCAACCGUCAAGAAGAGGUCUUUAUGAUGAUUAUAAAGAAAAUUGGAGUGCUAGUGACAAACUACAAAUAACAGACGACUUUUCAAGAACAGCAUCAACAAGAACAACUAGUUCCUCAAAUAUUGUUUUACGAUUAUCAGAGACUCAGAAUUACAGCAUUGACGAUGCAACAACACAAAGCUACAAAUUCACCAGUUCAUCAAGUAAACAAAAAUCGUCUAAUUCAGAAAUAAAAGAAGUAAUUGUCAUUAGCGACUCGACUGACAGUGACGGUAAUGAUUUUAAAAAAUCUGAUAUUUUUAAAAAAUCCGAUAUUUUAAAACAAUUUCAAGACAAAAGUAUCUGCAUUUCAUCAUCAUCGUCAGAUGAAUCCGAUACGGAAGAUUUUAUUCUAAAAUACAAUGAUCAAAAAAAUACUUCAACUGGAUUUACCGGGAAGAGAAGAAUUUCAAAUAAUUUCAAACCUUUUAAUAAUUUUAAAACAAGACAAAGAUGUAGUAUUUUAUAUACAUCGGACGAUACAGCAUCGACGGCUUCGUCAAAAUCAAAAUCUUCAUCUUCAAACGAAGGUAAAUCCAAAAGAAGACAAGCGUCUCCAGUCUCGUCAAUAUCUCACGUGAGUGCAACUCCAAAACCAAUCGAAGAAUCGCAAGAUUAUCUCAAUAAAUCAAUUUCCAAACCAAUCGAUAGAAUAAAAAAUCAAUUAAACCCAAAAGCAUCGACUGUGAGUCCAAGUUAUUGCAGUACGAAAUAUCAAAAAUUAUUUCCAAGAAAAGUCACUAAAAAUCAUCAACUCUCCAAGGCGGAAGCACUGAAAAUUCUCAAGAUCGUCAAAUCGAAGCAAUUAAAUUAUUUCUCCGCCAGUGAAAGUGACAAAAGUCAAAUAUCCGAUUCCCCACAAUCAUCUCGAAAGCCAAUUCCCAAAAAAUCGAAUAUCAUCGAUGAAACCGAAUCGGAUAAUUCAACAAAAUCGAAAGAGAGUAAAAUUGAAAAGAAAAUACAACAAAAAUCGCACAUUAUCGCUGAAACUGAUUCGGAAUUAGAGGAAAGUACUCCAAAAGCGAUAAAAGUGCGAAAAGAAAGAGCCCUUGAAAUUCUCCAAACACCACCAAUUGCCAACAACGAUCCAGGUUACAAUGAUCUCUCAGCAAGAAAACGUAAAGAAAUAGCCAACUGGUUAAUGUCCAACAAUCCCGACACCAACAACGAGAGUUCCUUCAGUCACAUUUCAGGCAGUAACAGAAAUAGUAUUUGCUCCGGUAACAGCAGUUUAGAACGAUUGGAAGUUAAUUACGAGACACCGAAUAAUAGAAAAAAAUUCUUUAAAUUACAUUCCGAUAAAAAAAGAAAUGUAGAACUGUCCGAAUUAAAAACUCCAAUAAACAAUGCAAUUAAUGUUCUCAGUGGUCUAACACUCGUCGAUACAAAUAAACGAAUUAAUAAUCGUACUCCAAUUAACGAAAAUCAAGUCAAUACAAGUAAACGAAUUCAAAAUCGUACACCAAUUAUCGAUAAUCAACUCACUGUCGAUACAACUAAACGAAUUGAUAAUCAAUUGACUGUAUCGACAAACACAAAAGCAACAACAGAAUCUGGUGGUAAACGACAAACGAGAAUAGACGAUUAUUUGAGGAAAACUAAAACUAUUUCUGGAAAAUCGGUAACUGUGAUUGCGCCGAGAAAAAAUGUUGCAACUACUCCGACAGUGGAUUUGAAAACGUCAAAACCACCGGAGAAGAAACGUGAUGAUCGCAUUGAUUUUUUGGAUAAAUUGUAUGGAGACACGUGGAGAGCAAAGGCCGAUAUUAUUUUAUCGGAACCCAGAAAGCCACAGGUCGUUAAAAAAGAUCGAGGAGUACAAACUGAAAGAAAACCACGUUUACGAUUAACUACUGAUUCUGAGAGUGAGGAAGAACUUGAUUUUGGAAAGUUUAUACAAAAUGUAAGACCAGCGCUGAAUUCAACCAGAAAAGUAAGGACGGAGGUAAAAGCGACCACAAAAAGGAAAAAUAUUGACACUUUUAUUAAUGACAAUUCGUCAAGUGACGGAAGUGUUCCCAGUUCUUAUUACACGGCUGUUACCAAUCCGGAAAAAACUUAUAGAAAAAAAAUAACUAAUACACCUGCAUCAACUGCAACCUUAAGGGCAAUGGCAAUUUGUGAUCCUGAAACGGACGAAGAACCAAUAGAUAGUUUAAAAACAAAUAACUUUAAUAAUAGGAGAAAAUUGUCAUUCAGUGAUAAAGAAUCUUCAAGUUCGACCAGCGAAUUUGAUCCGGAAGAUAUUAUACAACCGAAAACUGUGAUAAAAAGACCUAUUGCAAAAAAUUUCCAACACGCUACGAAUUCAAUAAAUGCCAAGAGCUCAGCAAUAAAGAAAAAUUUCAGCUUUUUGGCUUCCUUGAAUGCUUCGGUAUCAAUAAAUAAUGCCCAUCCGGACGCGCGAGUUUUUCGAGAAAAUUUUAAGAAAACAAAAGAAGUACUUUGUCAACAGCUUUUCACCAUGUAUAAUGAAAAAAUAUUCGACAAUAAAUUGCCGAAAGAUAUGCUAAUUGAUUGGAGUGCAAGAAUGCGAGGAACUGCUGGUUUUUGUUACAAUAAAAAAUCAAUUAAGAGCAUGGGAACAGUAACCAGAUCUUCGAGAAUUGUAUUAUCAACUAAGGUAUUGGACAGGCCAGAUCGAUUACGAGAUACCUUAGUGCACGAGUUGUGUCACGCAGCUUCCUGGAUAAUUAACGAACUUUCAGACGGUCAUGGACCGAUUUGGAAAGCAUGGGCAAAAAAAGCAAUGAAAGUGUUUCCCGAAUUACCACCAGUCAGCGUGUGUCACAAUUAUAAAAUUCACACGAAAUUCACGUACAAGUGUACAAAUUGUGGAUACAGUAUCGGAAGACACUCGAAAUCCCUCAAUGUUCAACUAAAACGCUGUGGCUAUUGUCAUGGAAAAUUCGAGUUGUUCAUUAAUCGAACAACAAAAUCAGGAAAUGUUGAAAUGAAAACGCCAUCGCGCUCAAAGGAUCCAUCGGCAUUUGCUCUCUAUGUGAAGGAAAAUUAUCAAAAUGUCAAGCAAAAUAGAAAAAGUAUGAAACACGGUGAAGUAAUGAAAAUUUUAGGUCAGCAAUUUUCAUCAAUAAAAAUUGCUAAACAAAACAUUGAUAUUAUAGAUGAGGAAUAAAGCAAAAUUCAUUGAGACGAAAAUCUAAAAAUUUAGAGACGAAAAAUGAAUGAGAAUUUAAAAUUUUUAGAUCAGCAAUUUUCUCUUCAAUUAAACAAAAAAAUUGCUAAACAAAAGAAUAUUAUAUAGAAGAAAAUUAAAAGUUCUUUUUAAAUGAUUUAUUAUGCUGGGGCAUAUGUAUUAUUCAGAAAUUUUAUUUUUAAAAAAAAAGUUAUUUUUUAGUUUUGAUUAUUUGCUAGAUGACUAAAAUAGCAUCGUGUCAUAAUAUAGAUUUUUUUUAAUGAAAAAAAGUUAUAACUUUUUAUACGAAUUAAAUAUUAAGAAUUAAAUGAUUAAUUAGAUAGACUGAUGAUUCUCUCAUUGUAGAAUUUUGAUUGAGUUAUGUUUAAUGAUAGACUUUAAAAGAUUUAAAUUGCAAAUACAUACAUCUAUUUUAUAAUCUUUGAUUCUGAGAAUUAAAAUAUUAUGCUCAAAAAAAAA